Messenger RNA from Camponotus floridanus (Florida carpenter ant), 5604 nucleotides. RefSeq lists its product as uncharacterized. Gene Ontology annotation, cellular component: nucleus. The record is from RefSeq and is a predicted model, not a curated record. NCBI's taxonomy places the organism in Eukaryota, Metazoa, Arthropoda, Insecta, Hymenoptera, Formicidae.
UCAACACUAGCGCACUCUGGCAGUGACUAUUAUGAGGUUAGACAUAGUCAUACAAGAUACUAAAAAUAUUAUGUGAGAAGGUUCUAUUUGACAUUACAGUGACAGAAAGCUGCUGUCAUCAAAGUAUGCUAUUCCUUGUAAUCGAAGAAAGAGGAUAACGUUAUAGAUAUAAAUAUUUUUGAUUGCACUGGUCCAUAUUCUCAUUUGGGAUUUCUGCAUUGGAAAGUUUAUCUGAAUAUAUAUAUAAAAAAAUGGCAUACAAUUUAUAUUGAGUCAUCAAGUAUCAUGGAACUCUCAGUGACUACAUCUGUUUGCUGUGUAAAAACAACGCUCCGUCAUACUGUUUUACCGACUGAACGAUAAUAACUCGAAGACGUCAUGGCUGAAAGAUGCAAUUUCGUGAUUUACAACAAUGUGUUAAUUCAUUAAAUUCCAUAUAAUAAAACAGAUAUGCCACAACAAAUAUCUAUGGAUGUUAAUUCAAAAUGUACUUACGAUAUUAACUUAAAACUGCAUCAAAAUCAUAGAAUUGAAAAUAAACGGAUAUAUCAAGCAGCUGUAAAAGAUGCUUUGUUUGGAGAUAAAGGUUUGCCUUAUAUGCCAACAGAACCACCAGCAUCCUUAAGUGAAGAGAUUGUGGAAUCUGAUCCAUUAUAUGUGUGUAAACAAUGUAAAGAUUGUUUUCGCUUUCAAAAUAGUUUUGAGGAUCAUAAGAAACGACGUAGUUGGAUCUUAGGAUUUUGGUGUCGCAAUUGUUUUAUUACAGUAUGUACUCAUAUAACCAAAACAGGUUCUGCAUGUCCUGCAUGCAUAAAAAAAGACAUGAACAAACGUUGGUAUUUGCGAAGAAGAGGUUUAACUAAAUAUCAGAAGCUGGGUGUUAUAAAGGUAUUCUACAACCAAUGCCAAUUUUGUGAACAUGUAAAAAUGCAUGAUUUAAGUGCAAUAGAUAUGGGUGAUCUAAUGUUAAUGCCUUUAUCUGCCAAUAUGUAUGAGAGUGAUUGGUCACCUGAAGUUGAAAUAAUAUGUGAAGCACUUAUGGAACGCUCACUUUUGUCACGUAUACAUAUUAUGGACUGGUUAAAAAUACAUAAUUUGGAAAAUAACUGGUGGAAGUUGGAUAAAAGUAAUAAUAAUAUGAUAACUAAACUUGUUGAAGGUUACAAAGGUCAGGAAUUAUUUAAAACCUUUGAGAAGUCAACAAUAAAUGAAUCUAUAAAUGUCAGUUCCUCUGACAAUUUUAAUGAUAAAGAUGCAAAUAAGAUUGCGGACAAAAAUGUAUCAGAAAAUGAAGAUAAUCCUUGUAUGUCAACUGAUAUUACUUUUGUAGAUUGUGGUCCAACUUCACAACAUUUUGAACCAGAAUCAUCAGUGAGCUAUGUACCGAAAAGACAAAUAACAGGUAUUACAAAAUCAGCACAUAACAGUAUGAAAAGCUUAACUGAUGUGAUAAAAAUAAAUAAUAAACAUAAAAUUACAACUUAUAAAGAUCUUCAUUCAUUUAAAUCAGAUAUGACUAAUGAAAAUACUACCAUUGUAAAAUCAGGUAGUUCUAAUAAAAAUUUUGUCAUUAGACAAUCAUCCAAAAACUGUGUGCAACAAUGUAAAAAAGCAAAGCCAUUUGUAAAAAAAAUUGUAAAUAACAUCAAUAAGCCUAGUAAUCCAGCAUCAGUAAUAGAAGCUGAUAUUAAUAAAAUUCUGGAUAACCCAAUUAAAAUUGUAAUUUCUGAUAAAAAGGUUUUACCUAAAAUAUUACCUAAGACUAAUUCAAAUCAUUUGAAGCAGAGUCAAACUUCAAACAAUAGUUUUGAGAUAUCUGAAAUAUUACCUAAAUCUAGAUUAGGAUAUUUGGAACAAAAUAAAAAAUCAAAAAGAUAUAAUUCCAAGAUAUUGAAUAUCCAAAGUUCACGGAAUGUUAGUAAUAAGAUAUUACCUAAGAUUAAUUCAGAUCAUUUGGAGCAAGAUCUUCAAACAUCAAUAAACAAUAAUUCAAAAAUACUAAGUAUUGAAAGUCCACAAAAUGUGGAUAUUACAUCAAUAAUUGAUCAACUUCCGUCUCAUCUUAUUUCCAAUAAAAAAUUGGUUGUUAUUGGACAAGAUUCAAAUAAUGUAAUUGCCUGUGACAAGAAUGAAGUCAGCACUGAAAAAAGAUUAAAUACGUUGGUAUUAGAUAAUAGUAAUGAUGCAAAUACCAAUAUGUCACAGAAAAAUUGUAAUUUUAUUAACAUCAAGAAACAAGACAAAUUUGUGAUAAAAGACGGAAAAAAGUAUCUCAUUAAAUAUCAAAAUAAUAUAAAGGAUACAGAAAAUCCUUCCAAUUUGAGACCAAUUAUGAACAGUAUGACGAAAGUUAUAAAACAGCAAACAUCCGAGCACAACACGUCAGUAUCCGUGUCUACUAACUCUAGUCAGGCCGAGAAUAUUGAUAUAGAACAAGUUUCAUUUUCUAACAAUAUUUCUACACCUUCUAUUACUACAGAUCUUUGUUUAACACCUUCACCAUCUCCUUCUGAAUCAUCCAAUUAUUCUGACUGGACAUAUGAAUCAUAUGUUAGAAAAAAUUCGAUUAAAAGACUACAAAUUGCACCUCCACAAUUGAUCAUGAUGCAGUCCUCUUCUGGUACGACCCAGAAAAAAUAUUUGUUUGAAACAAUAUCACUCGUCAAGAAAAAUGAAGAUAUUUAUAUGAAUGUAAAAGUAGUAGAUCGCAUUUCAAAAGAAGGUUUUCGAGAUACGUGUGAAGUAAUACCAAAAUAUAGAGAACAAAUGAUUGAUGAGUUUGAUGACUUGGAUAGUUUUGAAUUGAAAGAACGGAUUAACCAUCUACAACUUGUUAAUGAAGAAAUGAGGAAAGUUUUGAAUUUUUUAUCAAGCAAUGUCCUUUGGGAGAAAUCGAGAUCUAUCAAUACUCUUCAACAUAUAUUGGAAAAAUGCCUACAAAAGUGUAAUCAAGAUAUGACAGAUAAAAAGAACGAUGAUGUGAUAUUAGACGAAUGGGAAUCAGAAAUAUCGGAAACGGAUUCUCAUAAAUGUUUAUCAUGUAAUAAGCUUAUGAAACCUAAAUCGUAUAUUCCUGGAUUUUCAAAAUUAUCUAAAGAUGAUGAUAUAUAUUGUUCUUGUUAUAAACUUGUUUGUCACGAAUGUUUAUCUUACCAAGAUAAUCUAUCACGGUUUACUGCACAUCAGAACUACCAUAAGAAUUGCGAACCUUAUGUUUGCCCAGAUUGUCAUUCCAAAUUUGAUUCUAUUAGAUCUUUAGAAGUCCACACAUGGACUGUUUGUUUUCAUACUUUGAAAAAAUUUGUUCUUUCUUGCAAAAUUUGUGAAAUAGAUGGUUUUAGAGAUAUGGAAUCGAUUACUAGACAUAUUGCUAUCAUGCACAGCACCACGAGAAUUGCUUGUGAAGAAUGUGGUAAGAUACUUUCUUCAUACAGUGAAUAUCUAAAACAUUCCACUGAAACACAUCCAUUUCUACAAAAUCGAAAACCGGUACGUCUAGUGGGAUGCAAAUUAGGAAAUGUAAUCGUACGUUUUGAAAAUUUCAUGUGGUAUACGGAAAUGCAUCCUGCGAUUCGAAAAUUGAUAUGGUUUAAAUGUCCUUUUUGUUCAUUAACAACUCUAGAAAAUAAGCAUACAACUGCAAUUUUAAGUAAUCAUUUACGAAAUAAGCAUUUGCAUCGUUUGUCAGAGAUCCUUAGUAAAGAAGCAUUGGUUGAUAUUUUUGGUAAAAAAUUUUUUAAAACUGAUGUAAAUCCAAUUUCUGAAAACUUUGUGAAUUCAUUUACGAACGAAACAGCGAAGCAAACUAUAAUACCUAGAAUCGUGAACGCUCGAACUAUCUCUUCAGAAGUAUUCGAACAUGGCACAGAAGACGAAAUAUCUCUUUGGAAAUAUGAUGAUUCACACGUGGCAUGGUCAUCUAGAUUAGAAAUGAAACCAUCAACAAUGAAAAAGAAUAUUGAUGAUGAACAAGAAAUAAAAUCAUUGCCAAAAAUUGUCAGUGUUAAAUCAAUGAGCAAUUUAAAACCAUUUAAACUUAAAGAAACAGUCGUGAAAACUUCAACCAAUGCAAAGGAGAAAUCUAAUUCUCAAUUUUCUCAAGCUGAAAUAGUUAUAGAUGACAAAGACGAUCCAUUAGCAAGUGAGAAUGCGAAAGAAGUGAAAUUAAAUGACAGUAUAUCUGAUAAUAAGGAAGAGACAGAAAAGACAAAAGAGCCUGACAAAACUAACAACGAAUCGAUAUCAAUAAAUACACAUAAUGUCUGUAUAAAUUCAUCGACUCAAUCGCGCAAAAGAAUCUUGGAUCCUGAGUUCAUGACUAAACCAAGUAUAGAUGGUCGUAUAAAGGUAGUUGAUAUUAAAAAAAUAUGUAAACCGAACAUAGAACCAUUUGUUACCAGUGAACCGAAGAGUACCCCAGUAUUAGGGGAUGAAAACACGAGUCACAUAACGUCCACCUUACAACCUUCUGCCAAGAUCCCGCAACAUUUAUUUGAAUCUGAAAAAGUUUGCAAAUCAGAUAAUGGUUCAAAGAAUUUUAGGAAAAAAAAAUUUCUUUCUCGAAGUGCGAAUAAGCCAAAAAGGCGUAUCGCUAUACAUGGAACAACAGGUAUGCAAGAGAUAAAUAUCGAUUAUCUGUGCCACUUAUGUGGUGAACAAAUUAAUACUUCUAGAUCCAUAGUGGAAGCACACUUUCGUGAAAAGCACUCGCACGAAUACAAGUUGGCGAUAAUUACUCCGCGAUUGACACGGAUAGCACCUGACUUUAUUAAUGGUGGUUAUAAGCAAUUUAUCAAUAGCAGAAAGCGAAAAGCGGAUAGCGCUUUACUCAUGUCCAAGAGGAAACGUCGAUGGACUUCGAAGAAACAUACGGAAACGAAGGAUGCGAGUACACCCGUAGGAUUAUGCGUGGAACAGGAGACAGCAGAGGAUGGCGAAGGAAAUUUUAAAUGCAAGAAAUGCGAUCAACGAUGCACUGAUAUGUCCAAUCUGAGGGAGCACAUUGCUGCUAAUCAUCGAUUAAAAGGUCGUUAUGUGAUAUGUCUGGAAUGCGGCGAGAAUUUUGUGGUUACACCCAGCUUGCAGAUGCAUCUCAAAGCUUUCCAUGGAAUAGAGGAUCCUAUCAAUUAUAUGAAUCAAAACCCUUCUUAUGCUCUUGGUGUCGAUGGCGAUUCGGAAGCGGAAGGAAAAACUACAGUGGCUAAUCAGUGCUACGUCUGUAUGGCAGUUUUCGAGGAUAAAGCUGCGGUAGACAAACACUUGAGGGUGCAUGGUAUGGCUUUCCUAAAUCGUAGGAGAGUAGAAGCGAGAAAUGCUUUGAAAACCCCUGAGAAGAAGGCCCAUAUAGAGGAAGGAAAUAUUGCGAAAAACAGUCCAAAAGAGAUGUUGAAACAAGAUAAGCCAGCAGAAAUAAUUUUAGAAAAACUUGACGUUGCAAUAUAAAGUUGUAAGCGAUUAAAUGUAGAAAGAAAAAUAAUGUUGCUAUAAUAAAUUUAUUAAUCUUAUUUAUAAGAUUAAUAAUUUAUUUUUGUGUGUAUAUUGGAACGUUCAACUCUUCAUUGUUAUUGCGAAAUAUUGUAUCAGUAAAUUAUAAAUUUUGUUUCU